UUCCUUCCAAUCCCAUAUCUUUAAAACUUUUUUUUCACAUUUCCAAUAAUUUUCAGGUUCUCUGUUUCCUUUUUCACACUCUCGAUUCACACCCCCCAACACACCUCGUAAUAUCUUUAAUUUGUCUUAUAUAUCUAGCAAUCAAAUCAAAUGGAAAUAAGUUCAAUUCCAUUUCUAAACCAAGAAGAAUUCUCAUACUUCUACAGUUUCUUUCAAGAUUUUGACAACAACAACAACAACAACCACCUCCUAAUUGACAACAACAUGAACACCAACAACAAACGUCGAAAACUCGAAGAGGAAAACAACCCGCUUCAAGAAAUUCUUGAUACCAUUUCUUUUGUAGGCGAUGAAUACUCACCCACCAACAUCAAUACUACUAAUAAUAAUAAUAAUCUGUUUGACUUUGAAUUUCAAAUACCAUCUUCAAGUUUUGCAUCCGAAAUGACGGAUUUUGAUAGAACAAGGAAGACCCCGCCUCCGAAAUUCGACGCGGUUGAGGAUGCGAGCUCUAGUCAUGGAGGGGCAGGGGGGCAAAGGAGGUUAUGGGUCAAGGAAAGGUCCAAAGGAUGGUGGGAGUAUUACAAUAGUGAUGAAUGCCCUGAUGAUGAGUUCAAAAAGGCUUUUCGAAUGAGUAAAUCCACUUUCAAUAUGAUUUGUGACGAAUUGGAUUCGGCGGUUACUAAAAAGGACACGAUGCUUCGUCAGGCCAUCCCGGUUCGUCAGCGGGUCGCCGUUUGCUUGUACCGUUUAGCAACCGGCGACCCGCUGAGAGCCGUGUCAGGCAAAUUCGGGCUAGGCAUUUCCACUUGUCAUAAGCUGGUUCUAGAAGUUUGCGCCGCCAUUAAGACCGUCUUAAUGCCUAAAUACCUCCAAUGGCCCAACAAGGAACGUCUCGGCCAAAUCAAAUCUGAAUACGGGUCAAUUUCGGGCAUACCAAAUGUAUCUGGGUCAAUGUACACUACACACGUCUCCAUAAUUGCCCCAAAAGUCAGCCCGGCUGCUUACUAUAACAAGAAACACACUGAACGCAACCAGAAACCAUCAUAUUCCACCACCGUCCAAGGUGUGGUCGACCCGCGAGGCGUUUUCACCGAUAUCAGCAUCGGGCACCCCGGGUCGUUGUCUGACGACAAAAUCUUGGAAAGAUCGGCUCUUUCGCAAAGAUUCAACAAGGGUUACACCAAAGAUACAUUGGUAGUGGGUAACUCGGGUUACCCACUACUCGACUGGCUUUUGGUGCCGUAUUCGCACCAAAACCUUACAUGGAGUCAGCAUUCAUAUAAUGAGAAACUCUGUGAUGUGCAAAACAUAGCAAAAGAUGCUUUUAUGAGGUUAAAAGGGAGAUGGGUAUGUUUACAGAAAAGGACAGAAGUCAAGCUUCAAGAUUUGCCGGUUGUUUUGGGGGCAUGUUGUGUUUUGCACAACAUUUGUGAGAUGAACAAUGAGACAAUGGAUGACAGUUUAAAGUUUGAUUUGUUUGAUGAUGAGAUUCCAUUAGAAAAUGGUGGCAAAUCAGUAAAGGCGGCCCAACUUAGAGAUAGUAUAGCACAUCAUUUGUUGCAUCAUAGUCAUUGAUAGAUUGUGGUUUUUAGAUGAUUAAUCCUGCAUAUGGAUAUGAUUGUCUACUUUUUUUCCUCUACGGAUUUUAUUUGGUGGUUGUUACUAAAAACAAUAAAUAGUAUAGCACAUACAUAAUUAUAUGUUG
This is a messenger RNA of Erigeron canadensis, 1708 nucleotides long. Its product is annotated as protein ALP1-like. The coding region runs from base 151 to 1578 and encodes 475 amino acids. The transcript has a single exon. NCBI's taxonomy places the organism in Eukaryota, Viridiplantae, Streptophyta, Magnoliopsida, Asterales, Asteraceae. The record is from RefSeq and is a predicted model, not a curated record.